AUGGCAGAAAAAAUUGUUCGACAAUUUGGUCCUCUCAAUGCUCAAUCACCAGACCAGCCUCCGAAUCGGCAUCAGAUAACCGAAGGGCAUAUCGUCGACAGGCCUUCAGUUCAAAAACGGCCGCCGCAUAAUCAAAGGUCUCCCGCCAGGGGCCCGCCCAGUGCAGCGACAACCGAGGAGAUUGGAGCGCCAGUAUAUAUGGGCGCUGAAUCACUCGCCUCAGCACUCCUUGAUACCCUGAAAUCUGGACAGCCUCCGGAGGACUCCCAACAAUCGAGUAGUGGAGGAAGCAAUCUUCAGCCCUCGGCGCACGAGACCAUGAAACUGUUGUACCUGGCCGACACGGGAUCUAUGCAUCCUUUCGCAAAUCUGUGGCUUCCUGGUUCCAGCGCGGAAGAUAUUUGUCUGGCUCUUCCUGAUGACGAAACCUUUGAGCGAUGCUUGACUGCCUUUUACGACACAGUCCACCUCGUCUUGCCUUCGUGUUCCGUCGACGAUUUCGAAGCUGACGCCAGAGCGUUCUGGCGUGAACGCUCAAGCGGUCAGAAGAGGGAAAGUGAGCUUCGAUCCCCUUCUUGGCUUGCCGUUCUUUUCUGUAUCCUCGCAUGUGGAUGCACAUACAGUACUCUUAGUCGAGCUGAGAGCGAUCUAAGCUCCAGGGUGUUUGUCUGUUGCACAUUCGCGCUCCUCCGACUCGACAAUUAUCUCCUUCAACCAACGAUAAGUAGCGUACGGGCACUCGUUGGACUAUGUGGAAACCUGCGGGACCAAGCGAAUCCCGCGGCAUCUUGGUCAUUGCUGGGCAUGGCAAUCCGUUUGGCCCAAUCUUUAAGCCUUCAUUGUGCGCCUCCACCGAGAAAGGAUUCGCCUGUCAUCGAACAGCAAGCCUGGACGCAGGGUCUCGUGUGGCAAGACACUACUCUCUCCCUCUGCUACGACCGCCCUUGCGCCGCUUUCGUAGAUGGCUCGAUUCCACGUAUCCCUCGCUCGACCAACGGCAUAGGUCUGUCUUACCCGGAGAGCUGCCAUGGACUUGCCAUUGUUAUGAACGACAUGUGCCACGAAUGGACACGUUUUCGCAGAGCGGGCUCUGCAAGUCCCCCUGCAGUUCACUUCCGAGUCGCUGAAGAGCAGAUUUUAUUAUGGGAAGCCUCUGCAGAGGAAUACCUGCGGAAUCGAGCAAUCUGCAGAGACAACACCCAACGUCUGCUUCAAAAAGCGUUUCAGAUCUUCGUCAACUUCUUCAUUUUCCAGCUCCACCGGCACCUUUUGACUGCUCGGCCGUUGUUUGCGAAUUCCGCACAGAUCACGCCACGUUCGCCAGAGACAGGAGAGGGAAACCAGGACACCGCCGAGGAUCACAAUGCAAUUUGCAUGGAUCGCUGUGAGACCAUUUUAUACCUCUAUCUGUCGAUGCGGAAGUCGCACUUCCAAGCCAGUCGGGUGUGGUUACUCAUUCACAUCUGUAUCAGCUGUUCAUUCUUCCUCGCCACCGCGAUGAAGAAAGCCAAGGACCAGCAUGGAGAAGACCCCAAGCAGGAUGGAGAUAACAGCAGAUAUCGAAUCUUGCGUGAUUUGGCCAAGCACUUCGAAGAGACCAUUCCUUACACGAUACAUCCGCAUCACACAGACAUUCUAAACACGCUUAAGGACGUUAUAGGAUUACCUGCUUGA
Cladophialophora carrionii CBS 160.54 is the source of this 1674-nucleotide messenger RNA. RefSeq lists its product as uncharacterized. Gene Ontology annotation, biological process: DNA-templated transcription. Gene Ontology annotation, molecular function: zinc ion binding; DNA binding; carboxy-lyase activity. The record is from RefSeq and is a predicted model, not a curated record. The transcript is spliced from 5 exons. NCBI's taxonomy places the organism in Eukaryota, Fungi, Ascomycota, Eurotiomycetes, Chaetothyriales, Herpotrichiellaceae. The coding region runs from base 1 to 1674 and encodes 557 amino acids.